Molecule: messenger RNA, 795 nt
Organism: Candidula unifasciata
Lineage: Eukaryota; Metazoa; Mollusca; Gastropoda; Stylommatophora; Geomitridae
Source: the annotation of a GenBank genome assembly
AUGGCAUCUGUGUGCAACCUGUUCAGUUUUAUGUGUAUGCGAGAGCCACCAAAGAAGAAAAAUGUCCAGCAUCGCAUACAUCCCAACCACCAGGCUUACGAUGCUGUUGUUGUUUGGAAUGGCAAAGAAAACCAGAAAGCCAAAAAGAAUGGCAUCAGUUUUGAUGUGAUCCUGAAGCCAGCUACUGCAGAAACCAUGAAGCCACCCAUACACUUCUCUUCACUUGGUGAGGUGAAGAGACGAGAGCUCUCACAGGAGCAGAUUGAGAACAAGCUGAAGAAAGCAGAACAGCGUAGAAGUUUGAUUGAGCAAGAGAAAAAGGAACAGCUUGCAAAGGAGAGAGAAAAAGUCAUGAAGGUUGUUAAUAAGGCUCAGAAUGUCAAUGAAGAAUUCAGCAAGAAGACUAAGGAGAAACUCCAGAGAGCUAUGGAGAUCAGACGGGAGAACCGAGAGAAUCAGAUCAAGACUUUACAGGGGAGGCUGAGAGAACAUUCACAAAAAGUGCAGGAAGUCCAGAGAGCUGGUGAGGAAAUGGUCAGAUCAUUUGAGGCCAAGUCUGAGAUGAAACUGUCCCAGAAGAUGGAAGUCUAUGAAGAAAAUCGUCAGAGCCAGCUGAAGAGUAUGCUUGCCAAAUUACAAGAGCAUGCCUACCACAUUGAUGAAGUGUGCCAGUCUGGUGAGAACAGAGGAUCCACAACUGAUGACCUCCAGGAGCAGCUUAUUCAGAAGAUGGAGAAUGCUCUGAGGAACAGGGAGGAACAGCUGAGAGCUUUGCAGGAGAGACUGGCAGAGCAU